Molecule: messenger RNA, 1488 nt
Organism: Penicillium maclennaniae
Lineage: Eukaryota; Fungi; Ascomycota; Eurotiomycetes; Eurotiales; Aspergillaceae
Gene: glkA
Product: glucokinase glkA
Exons: 2
Coding region: 1-1488 (495 amino acids)
Biological process (GO): intracellular glucose homeostasis; glycolytic process; glucose 6-phosphate metabolic process
Cellular component (GO): mitochondrion; cytosol
Molecular function (GO): mannokinase activity; glucokinase activity; ATP binding
Source: RefSeq, a predicted model, not a curated record
AUGUCCUCUACUUUGAUCGAUGAGGCUACGCGCAUUGCGCGCGACUUCGACUUCUCCGCCGAGCAAGUGCAGCGCGGGGUCGCGGAGUACAUCAAGCAGUCCGACGAAGGUCUCCAGAAGGAGAACUGCACUCUCAGCCAGAUUCCUACCUUCGUCACCGCUGUACCCAAUGGAACCGAAAAGGGUCUGUAUUUGGCCGUUGACCUCGGUGGCACCAACUUCCGUGUCUGCUCUGUUCAACUGCACGGCGACACUACCUUCGACCUCACUCAGUCCAAGAUCAUGAUCCCCCGGGAACUCAUGGCCUCCGGGACCUCCAAGGACCUCUUCCUCUUCUUGGCCCGCCAAAUUGAGGCCUUCCUCCGCAUCCACCACAACGAGCACUUCGAGGCGCACCAGCUCCGCCGGCGUGAGGGUCGCGGCAAAGAAUACAUGUUCGACUUGGGUUUCACAUUCAGCUUCCCCGUCCGUCAGGUCGGUAUCAACUCCGGGACCCUGAUUCGGUGGACCAAGGGUUUCAAUAUCCCCGAUGCCGUCGGCCACGAUGUAUGCGCCCUGCUCCAGUCUGCCAUUGAUGACCUGAGCCUCCCCGUCCGCGUGGCCGCUCUAGUCAACGACACCGUUGGAACUUUGAUGGCCCGUUCCUAUACCUCCCCUGGCGAGACCGGUACCUUCCUUGGAGCCAUCUUUGGAACCGGUACUAAUGGCGCCUACGUUGAGAAGAUCGAGAACAUCACAAAAUUGACCCACCUGGAGGGCGCCCACUACGACAAGUCCACUGGCGAGAUGAUCAUCAAUGCCGAGUGGGGUAGCUUCGACAACCACCUCAGUGUCCUGCCCAACACCGUCUUCGACCGCGACUUGGAUGCCGACAGCAACAACCCGGGUGUGCAGAUGUUUGAGAAGCGCGUCUCGGGCAUGUUCCUUGGCGAGAUUCUGCGCCGCGCUCUGCUGGCCAUGCACAACGAUCCCAAGCUUGGUCUUUUCAAGUCCAGCCAGACCUCCAAAGUCUCCAUUCCCUCCGACUCUCUCUUCUACCGCCAGUGGGGCCUGGACACCAGCUUGCUGAGUCAGGUCGAGGCCGACUCCACGAAGCAAAUGACCGACGUCAAGGCCGCACUGAAGGACCACCUGAAGAUUGAGAAUCCCAGCGAGGAGGAGUGCAAGGCUGUCAAGAUUCUUGUUCAUGCCAUUGGCAAGCGUGCCGCUCGUUUGAGCGCCGUCCCGAUCGCUGCCAUCCUCAUUCACUCCAAGAAGAUCGAGACCAGCGAUAUGGUCGACGUUGGAGUGGACGGUAGUCUGGUCGAGUUCUACCCCAACUUCGAGCAAUACCUGCGCGACGCUCUGCGCGAGGUGCCCCAGGUCGGCCCGGCAGGUGAGAAGAAGAUUCGCAUUGGUAUCUCCAAGGACGGCAGCGGUGUGGGUGCCGCUUUGAUCGCUUUGGUCGCCAGCAAGGACGAGACUCUGCAGAAAUCCACCGAGAAAUGA